Molecule: messenger RNA, 1050 nt
Organism: Eurytemora carolleeae
Lineage: Eukaryota; Metazoa; Arthropoda; Copepoda; Calanoida; Temoridae
Product: cilia- and flagella-associated protein 58
Exons: 8
Coding region: 33-683 (216 amino acids)
Cellular component (GO): cytoskeleton
Source: RefSeq, a predicted model, not a curated record
AUUAGGAUGUUCUAAGGCUAGAAAGAGAGUUAAUGCAACAGAAAAGCAAAAAUAAGAUACUUCAAGGAGAACUAGAAAAUCCUCUAAAUGUACACAGAUGGCGUAUGUUGGAGGGGAAGGAUCCUGAAACUCUAGAACUCAUUCAGAAGAUAAAUACUUUACAGAAACGAUUAAUCUUGAAACAGGAGGAAAUUAUUGAGAAAGAUUUAAAACUGGAGGAAGUUGAGAAGUUGUAUAGAGAGUGUAAGUUACAGCUGUCUAGACAGCCAAGCUAUGAUGUUCAUGAUGAGAUUAGAAAUCUUAGAGAAGAUAUAAAGAGGAAAAACAACCAAAUUGUACUGCUGAGCACUGCAGCUAAUGUUUACCAAACAGAAACCGGAAAUGCAAACCGGAACCUGGAUCAACUCAAGACAGAGUUAAAUAUGACGAAGUUGAAGAUGGUGGAGCUCCAAAAACGUGAUAUGAAAAAUAAGGAAACUAUCGGAAAAUUAAAAAAACAAAAGUCUGUUGAAGACAUCUCUACAAAUCCAGGGCUGAUUUCCAAACCAAAUACACCUUCAAUCAGGGCAAAAUCUGCCGGAGCGAGAUUAGUGCAAACACCACAGAGAAGGAGAGGUAGUGGCAGACAGGGCUUUACAGGCGGGGGCUUUCCACUCUCUACAACUAUUAUAAAAUUGGAUUAAAAACUAUCUAUACGUAGGGUUUCCACAAAUUUGAAAGGAAGCAAAACGAUGCGGAAAUUUGUGCAAUGAAAAACAAAAUAUGCAACAACUUUGCAAAAAAAUAAUUUAUCUGUUUCGCGAAAUUUUAGCGAAACAAAAAAUGCAAAAUUUUUGGCGAAUAACAAAAAUGCAAAAUUUUCACGAAAACAUUUACUCAUUUCGCCGGAAACCCUACUUUUAGGGAUGGGCGUUCCCGAUUCACAACUGUAAUUUUUUACCUUAGGCUCAUUUUUUUUACAGAAACGCUUGUAACUGUUUGUUUGCAAACUGUUUCAUAUUUAAAGGGACUGUAAAGGAAAAAUGAAAGGUGUAUAGGCUGAAAGCUGAU